UCGGCGUGCUCAUUUGAACAAGAGGAACCGCUACGAAGCACGGCAGAAGAGCGGCCUAGUACCGAUAAUUCUACAUUAAGGCAAUAUUGAAACGUUAAUCGACAACUGCCCUUGAGGUAAAGAUAGAGUUAAAUGCUUAUUUUCAUGCCGGGCACAUUGUGACCACCCAGCCGGGAACUGCCGUGUCGACCAGGCCUGAGCUAGAAGGGCAACUUUGGCAACGGAUGGAGUGGCAGCCAGAUGAGCAGGGACUCCAGCAGGUCCUUCAGCUGCUCAAAGACUCCCAGUCGCCCAACACAGUCACACAGAGAGCUGUCCAACAAAAACUUGAACAACUCAACCAAUUCCCAGACUUCAACAAUUAUCUCAUCUUUGUCUUGACAAGACUUAAAACUGAAGAUGAGCCGACCCGCUCUCUCAGUGGUCUGAUACUGAAGAACAAUGUCAAAGCCCACUAUCAAAACUUCCCUCCGACUGUUGCUGACUUCAUCAAGCAGGAAUGUCUCAACAACAUCGGAGACCCUUCGCCACUUAUCAGAGCUACAAUUGGGAUCCUGAUCACAACUGUGGCCUCUAAAGGGGAGCUGCAGACAUGGCCCGAGCUGCUGCCUCAGCUCUGCAACCUGCUCAACUCAGAAGACUACAACACCUGCGAGGGAUCGUUUGGAGCACUGCAGAAGAUCUGCGAGGACUCGUCCGAGCUGCUGGACAGCGACGCUCUCAACAGACCGCUCAACAUCAUGAUACCCAAAUUCCUUCAGUUCUUCAAGCACUGCAGCCCCAAGAUCAGGUCCCAUGCUAUUGCCUGUGUGAACCAGUUCAUCAUUGGAAGAGCUCAAGCCCUGAUGGACAACAUCGACACCUUCAUAGAGAGCCUGUUUGCGCUGGCAGCAGACGAGGACUCUGAGGUCCGGAAGAACGUGUGCCGAGCUCUGGUCAUGCUACUGGAGGUCCGCAUCGACCGGCUCAUCCCCCACAUGCACAGCAUCAUUCAGUACAUGCUGCAGAGAACCCAGGACCCUGACGAGAAUGUGGCUCUGGAGGCCUGCGAGUUUUGGCUGACUUUAGCAGAGCAGCCGAUCUGUAAGGAGGUGCUGUCAGGACACCUGGUGCAACUGACACCGAUCCUGGUGAAUGGGAUGAAGUAUUCAGAAAUAGACAUCAUCUUAUUAAAGGGUGAUGUUGAGGAGGACGAGGCCGUGCCAGACAGCGAUCAGGACAUCAAACCGCGUUUCCACAAGUCACGUACUGUCACCUUGCAGCACGAAGGAGGAGAGGGUGAGGAGGGCGAGGACAUUGAUGAUGAUGACGACGAUGAUGAUGACGACACACUAUCCGACUGGAACCUGCGUAAAUGUUCAGCAGCAGCGCUGGACGUUCUGGCCAAUGUGUUCCGAGACGAACUGCUCCCCCACCUCCUGCCGCUCCUGAAAGGUCUGCUCUUCCAUCCAGACUGGGUCAUCAAGGAGUCUGGCAUCCUGGUGCUGGGGGCCAUUGCUGAGGGCUGCAUGCAGGGCAUGGUUCCCUACCUGCCUGAGCUCAUCCCUCACCUCAUCCAGUGUCUGUGCGACAAAAAGGCUCUGGUGCGCUCCAUCGCCUGCUGGACCCUCAGUCGAUAUGCACACUGGGUGGUCUCCCAGCCUCCGGACUCCUACCUCAAACCCCUAAUGACGGAGCUCCUUAAACGCAUCCUGGACGGCAACAAGAGGGUGCAGGAGGCCGCCUGCAGUGCGUUUGCCACUCUGGAGGAGGAGGCGUGCACGGAGCUGGUGCCCUACCUGAGCUUCAUCCUCGACACUCUGGUGUUUGCGUUUGGAAAGUAUCAGCACAAGAAUCUGCUCAUCCUGUACGACGCUAUAGGAACGCUGGCGGACUCAGUGGGUCAUCAUCUCAAUCAGCCGGAGUACAUUCAGAAAUUGAUGCCACCUCUUAUUGCUAAGUGGAACGAGCUGAAGGAUGAAGACAAGGAUCUGUUCCCUCUACUAGAGUGUCUGUCGUCAGUAGCCACGGCCCUGCAGAGUGGGUUUCUGCCUUACUGUGAGCCUGUGUAUCAACGCUGUGUCACGUUAGUCCAGAAGACUUUAGCUCAGGCUAUGAUGUACAACCAGCAUCCAGACCAAUAUGAAGCCCCAGACAAAGACUUCAUGAUUGUUGCCUUGGAUCUGCUGAGCGGCCUGGCUGAAGGUUUGGGCGGUCACGUUGAACAGCUCGUGGCUCGCUCCAACAUCAUGACUCUUCUUUUCCAGUGCAUGCAGGACACGAUGCCUGAAGUGAGGCAAAGCUCCUUUGCUCUGCUCGGUGAUUUAACAAAGGCCUGUUUCCUCCAUGUGAAGCCCUGCAUUGCUGAGUUCAUGCCCAUUCUUGGACUCAAUCUGAACCCGGAGUUCAUCUCAGUGUGCAACAACGCCACCUGGGCAAUCGGAGAGAUCUCCAUGCAGAUGGGUGCAGAGAUGCAGCCGUACGUUGGGAUGGUUCUCCCACACCUGGUGGAGAUCAUCAACAGACCCAACACGCCCAAAACCCUGCUGGAAAACACAGCCAUUACGAUCGGCAGACUGGGAUAUGUCUGUCCUCAGGAAGUGGCGCCACAACUGCAGCAAUUCAUCAGACCGUGGUGUUCUUCGUUGAGGAACAUCAGAGACAACGAGGAGAAGGACUCGGCCUUCAGAGGAAUCUGUGUGAUGAUUGGGGUGAAUCCUGCUGGAGUGGUGCAGGACUUUAUUUUCUUCUGUGACGCUGUGGCUUCCUGGGUCAACCCCAAAGACGACCUGAGAGACAUGUUUUAUAAGAUCCUGCACGGUUUUAAGGAUCAGGUCGGUGAAGAGAAUUGGCAGCAGUUCUCGGAGCAGUUUCCUCCUCUUCUUAAGGAGCGCCUGUCUGCCUGCUACGGCGUCUAACCCAGACACCCCUGGUCCACACAGGACACAGACCUGUUAGGUUCUUCUAGGGGAGGGUAACUGGGGAACUCAUUGCACUGCCCAGAUUGUGGGGAGAAACGAGAGCUGGAGGGAUGUGACUGGUCUUGAUCCUCCUCUCGGCGGACGGCUCCCUUUCCCCCCGCGCCCUGUGUGUCUCUGUGAGGGAGGGUGGGAGGAGGGUGGUGGGUGUGGGAGGGUAAACUGGGGAUAUACAUAUACCUCUCGGAUUAAACACCUCACUAAAUCCAACACGCUCAAAAGUGACUUUCGCCAACAGCACCGCAGGGAUCCUAAGUAGGCGAGGACAUAACCGGGGUUCUUCGGCCCGUCCCCCUCCUCCAUUUGAUAAUUCUGUUAAGAUAGGUAACGGCUGGGAGGGGAGGGGGGGUCAGAUAGGUACAUUUAAAGGAAUUAUCUGAACCAGCAGUCCCAAACACCACAACACACGCAGUCAGUAGAAUGACUCACACAUAGAUGUGUUCAAACAGGCUUGUGCCAGAGGCUAAACAUGCUUUUACUGAAACAAUGCAGGAAAAUGUGCACAAUUCAUUUGCACCUUUUAUGGCAUAAACAGUUGUUGUGCACAAACAUGGGUCUUUUUUUCUCUUUUCACAUGUACAUUCAGCUCAGUUUAAUUUCCUUCCUCUUUUCUUGGUUGCUUAAUCCCUCUCGAUUCAUAGGUCUCCUUUUUUUUCCGCCUUCGUUCAAGGCAAAAAAAGAUGCAGUAGAUCUGUUCUUUAAGGUUCCACCACCGCAGUUAUUGCAUGUCAUAUUUUCACCUCAUUAGUGACGCAUGUUCGAGUGGAUUUUUGUUAUUUUCUCACCUGAUUUAUUCUGUGAACUGUUGUCGGUUUGAAGGAUGCUGCCAUAAUCUGAAGCUGUAGGCUGCGUGGUUCUUUCGUCCUCCCAUCAUGCAUUUUGUCUAAUCAAUAUAGUUUAAAGGAGGAUUUAUAUUUGUGUGUGCGAGGAGAACAUCUGCAGGUAGAUUUAUAACGGGAAUCUGGUUGUUUAGGGGAAUCGGUCAGUACGUUUACAUGCAGUAGGAAAAGUUGAGUCAGUGUGUUGAUGCAACUAAAACUGGACUUUUUAAAUACAAGGAAACGUUUUUUGAUAUAGUCCUUAAUCGAAUUUCUUGUUGCAAGCGACUUUAAUCUCGCUUAUUUUCCCCUCAAACAGACCCAAACUGGACUAGGCCUUCAGAGCACGCUCCACAGCUUCCAUGCAGGGCUUUGACCUGGACGUAAAUCCUGCAUAACAAUGGUCGUAGCUGUCGAUCUUUGGCUAUCACCACUUUAGAGUGAGUGCGUGUUUGCUGCGUGACGAAUGCAGCGUGUGUCAUCUCUGGCUUGUGCUGUGAUGGCCUUUUUGUGAGUUUUUGUCAGUGAAUCUCCCUACAAGUGACCAGUUUUACUGUUUAGCUGAGUCAGGAAAAGUCCGAAUAAAAGCAUUCUGUAUUUAGCAUUUCUGUGGAGACACAGAAAUGCUAAAUGGGACUUUUACUUUGAAAAGCAUAAACCAGGAGUGUCAGCACACUCAGUGUUUCCCUUCCCUGUUACAUUUUCUAUCAAUGAGGAAGCUAAACCCUCGAGCUACAGUUGAAGUAGAGAAAAAACUGAAUCAGACUGAUCCAGUUGAGCUUGUCCCCAAGAAGCACACUGCAAACAUUUUCUAACAGUGUUUAAAAAUGUCCUUUUCCUGGUUAGAUGGCGCUCAUACAUGCAGCUUUGAAAGCCCUGACCGUUCACAUGCACACCAAAAUAAAAUCAAGCCAUCACGCACCCAGUCUGAAAAGUCCAUGAUCUUGACAAUAAUGCUCAUCGUACAGGUACUUAAAGUGAAGAGUUGGGAAUGAAAUAUCAAAAGAUUAUUUUUUUACAGUUUGACAUAAAACCUGUUUAGCAUGGCACACUCUAAAAGACUGUUAAAACCUUAACUGGUUUUGAAAUUCAACAAAACCCAACAUAUGAUGACAAACUAGCUUUUUUAAUUUAGCUUAAGUUCAAAAUUUGUUUAAAAGGUGUUAAUUUUUAACUUUUUUGACCUGAAAAGUCAGUUCAGUUUUGAGACAUACAUCUAGGACAUUACAAAGAUGGAAAUUUACAAGAACACAAAAUUCUCAACUACAGAGUUGUAAAUUUUGACUUUAUAAACCUGAAAAGUUCAAGUUUAGGAAGUCAUUUAUUUACAUUAUAAAGCCGUAAAUGUACAAGUAAACAAAAAUGAAAUUCUCAACUUUAAAAAGCUGUAACUUUUGACUUUGUAAACUUGAGUUUAAGGCAUAAACUUACAUUAUAAAGCCAUAAAUGUACAGGAAAAACACUAAGUUAUCAGGCUUAAAAAAUUGUAAAUUCUGACUUUAGAAACCCAAAAGCUUGAGUUCAUUUAGUCAUAAAUUUGCAACAUAAUCAAAUUGUAACUUUACAUGACAAAAAUCAAAUUCUCAGGUUUUAAAAGCUGUACAUUUUGACUUUUUAAACCUGAAAAUUGUAAGUUUAUGACAUCAGAAUUUUACAACCUUGUGAAGCUUUUACUGUUAAACAAAAAUCAAAUUCUUGGGUUUAAAAUGUUGUACAUUUUGAUUUUAUAGACCCAAAGUAUUUAAGUUUAAGUUACAUAUUUAUGAUACUCUAAACCCUAAUUGUACAAGAAAAACAUGAAAUUCUCAGGUUUACAUAGUCCUACCUUUUGACUUUGUAAAAUAGACAUUUUCAGGUUAGUUCAGCCUUAAAUUUAAGACAAAGUUAUAAAUUAACAAAGAAGCAAACUUAAAAGCAUAAAUGCUUCAGCUGGUAUGAUUUUCUUCAAUGGUUUUCGACAUCAUAAACUCAAAAAUGAAAACAUUUUUAGGUCUUUGUCAUACAUUUGAGUUUUGAACUUAGAAAAUUAAGCUUUUUUUCUUAAAAAUUAACAUCUAGUUGUUAAAUCCUGAAGUCCAUGUAACUAUCUUUGACAUGGCUGUGUUUGCUGUGCUUUCUCUACAUAACAAUCUUGCUUCCUGGCUGUCCUUGGCGUCCCCACAUACAACAGGAUUUUAGAUCAUAAAUUUUUAAUAUGUCUGAUCAUCUUUGAGCAGGUUAGAGAGUAAAAGAUCACUCUUAAAGAUGCCUCACACCACUGGAAAACCUGCCGAGAUAAUCUUAAGAACCGUCAGAUACUCUGGUCUGAAGGGAAAGUCUGACCCAGGAUCGGCAUGAUCAUUUUGUAGCGUGUGCCAGGCUUGAGUUAGCGCGGUCAUCCAAACUUUGUCGAAAGCAGGAAAGGAGGCACAGCUCCACUGAGCUUUAUGGAGUCUGACAAACUUCCUGUUUCCAACCAUGACUCUACUCUCUGAGCAUGUAAACGCACUGACUCUUCAGAUACUGUAGGCAAGUUGAGAAUCCUUUUUGCUGCUGUUGCUGCUUCAUAUUUAGAGUAUUUACAAACCAGACGUAAUGAGAGCGUUAAGACAUCACCAAGAAUGAAUUGGUUCUUACUGAUAUAAUGCACUUUUUUCUAAGAAAUUUAGAGCUGUAAGACAUACAGUGAUAUUAUACUGAUCUUGAUUCAUAGUUUUUUUUUUGAUAAGUGAUUUUAGGACUGUUAUUGGCUUGCUAAAGUAAGCAUAAUGAUGGUAAUGUUGAGCAAUGGUAAAAAGACUAGGGUAAGACUCGAGGCCUCUUUAACAUAGUUUUAUAAUGUAGCUCCUAAAGUGGAUUAAAUAAGAGGAGGGAGACGUCCUUAAGACAGUAUUUGUGCACCUGUAAAUCCACAUCUGUUUGUGUUAAUCACCAUGUAUUUUUGUUAAUGAGCCAUCCAGGUUUCCUCCAGUGUCCGAAUCAUUGCAUGCUUCUCAGUGCUUUCUGUCGUUUUAUAAUCGGCCUGGUUCGGAGGCCGUUUAAGAGCUUUGUCAUUGGUGAUGCAACUCUCAGCUGGGCCAAUAAGGUACUCCUCCAGCUCCGGAUCGAACUCGUGAUUGUUGCUGCCAUAUUUUCGCCCGUUGAUACUGUGUAGGAUCUGCCUGGGAAUACACUGACUCCUAAAAGUCCACCCCUAACACUGGUUAGAUUGUUUGAGAGCGAGUGGCGGUCGAUAUUCAGCUUUAUCUUUUAGUCUUUGUCCACAGUGGACGGUUGUGAUGGAAGCAUGUGUGUGAGUGUUUGAUAUUGAUAUUAAAGUGUGCAUGUGAGUUCUGCUUAGACGUAAAUUUGCACCAGCCCUACAAUAAAGAAACGUUCAGGGAAGAGUUUGAGUCGUGCCUGGGUUUACGCAGCCGCAGAGGGAAUCCGGAUUUGCCUGCCAGUCGGUAAUGGUUUGAGUUCUGAUGAGCUGUGAUAGGAAAACACGAAUAACUCCGCUCAGAAAACAAGCAGAGACAAAAGGGCUAACCCAGUAUUAAAAUAAAAAGACCACCUUACAAGUAAGUCAAAGGAAAGUCUCCAUAUUGAUGAAAUUCAGUAAGAAAAAGGUUGUAUUUUCACAAGAAAAGGCCCUUAUUAAAGGAGAAAAUGGAAUUUUUAUACUGUUUAGCUGAUGAUAUCAGAAGAGCAGCCAGCUAACUACUCUAAAAUUAAUGGUUUUAAUUGAUUCAUUGUCUUGAUGGAUAAUCUGGAUUUUGAAAACUAAAAGCCUAGAUUCCUCUUGAACAUUUCUGCCUCUCCCCUUUAGCUUUGCCGUAUAAAUAACCAGCAGUCUGGUCAGAAACACUUUGUCAAAAUGAGAAACAUCUGUGCAUUUUGACUUUUUUCUCACAAAAAACAAUUAUAGUAACACAACAACCAUUUAUUUCACUUUAUUGACUCUUGAUAAAAACUAUUUUAUCACCACUUUAUUCAUUUUUAGUAACAAUAAAUCUGUCGACUUGUCAAAGUAUUUUGACUGUUUUUCCUUCAAAAUUAGGACGCAUUUUUUUUAUUACAACCUUUUUGUCAGGAAAUAACGCGUUUUCUUGUAAUCCAACCACUUUUUCCUUCAGACAUGACUUACUGUCUUAUAUUUAGGCUAUUGUAAUUUUAUUUAUAUUUAUUAUGCUUAGAUCAACUAAUUGAAACAUUUCAGGAUUCUGGAGUUUAUCAGGACUUUUUCUUCAUGGGAUAAGGGAUGAUUAAUCUCUGAUUUCUCAAAAGUUUUACGUCUAAUUAGGCCACUUUAUUCUGGUUUUAUUGUGACUUUAUUUUGCAGAAUUUAAGACUGAUAUUUUACCACUUAAAAUAUUUUGGCUGAUUUUCCAUUUAUUACCCCAUAAAACCAGAGAUUAUUAUGUGUACUGUACUUUUCUCCCAAUAUCCUCACUCCAUUGGAGAAAUUUGACUAUUUUAGUUCAACUUUAUCUUUGAUUUAACACUUUAUUCAUCUAAAUUUAAAAUGUCUGAUGCCUUUAAUGUGGCCUUAACACUUUGCUGAACUUUCUUGAGCCACUAUUAAACUUUUUUUUGUAGAUUAAGCAUUUGACACAGUAUUUAUAAACCUUUGCGGUGUCUUGCCGACGUUACCUGGCGGGCAAAUCUGUGAUCUAAUAUGGCCGCUGUGUAAUCCCAGGCUGACUGAACAGGUGUGUUUCUGGAGCAGCACCUGGUGAAGCGGUCUUUACCGCUCCUCCAUGUUGUGAUACACUAAGGUAAAAAAAAAAAAAUAAUAAAAAAUCAAGAUGUCCACCAUUUUUAUUUUUAUUUUUUUUAUUUUAUUUUGAUGCUCAUGUGACCUUUUGUUUUUAUUUAUUUUGUUUUUUUAUUUUAAUUUUUUGUGUGGAGUCGCACAAAUUUUCUUUUGGACUUUAAAAGUUUUUUUUUCUUUUUUUAUUCUUUUUAUUUAAAGAAUUAUUUUGUUUUCGUUGUUUUAUAGCGGACCAUUUGAUUUUGUUAAAUCUGAAGUUGUGGUAGGACAGAAGACGAAGAGGAGGAGGAGUAGGUGCUCGGUGCAAACCUCGGGGAAAGACGUGGAAUAAUAAAUUCUUGACUUUGUUUCGAUCUGAUAUCCAAACUGGCACGUGACUAUGAUGUAGUUCCUUUUUGCUCAACAUGUGGUGCAGGUGGGAUGUUAUCCGAUGUAUCCCUUUUUAUUUAAUUUUUGUGAAUAGGGGUAAAUAAAUUUUUUUUCUAUUAA
Cheilinus undulatus (humphead wrasse) is the source of this 8996-nucleotide messenger RNA. RefSeq names its product transportin-2-like. The record is from RefSeq and is a predicted model, not a curated record. Gene Ontology annotation, biological process: protein import into nucleus. The transcript is spliced from 26 exons. Lineage: Eukaryota; Metazoa; Chordata; Actinopteri; Labriformes; Labridae. The coding region runs from base 225 to 2897 and encodes 890 amino acids. Gene Ontology annotation, cellular component: cytoplasm; nucleus. Gene Ontology annotation, molecular function: nuclear import signal receptor activity; small GTPase binding.